AUGUCUACACCAUUACUGUUUGCUGACGACCUGAAGUUGGUAUACGAAGUGAAGCAUGCUUCGGAUCAUGACAUGCUACAGCAGGAUAUAGAUAGGGUUGUAAGCUGGAGCAUAGAUAACAAAUUGUUGUUUAACGUAGCUAAAUGUUCGGUGCUAUCGUUCAGUCGCGCGCGCUUCCCGCUUCACCACGUUUAUACUGUUGAAGGAGCGCCGUUGCAGCGUGUUACGGAGGUAAAGGACUUGGGUGUCACAUUUACCGCUAAUUUAAAUUUCCGACAGCAUAUUAUCGAAGUUUGCAAAAAGGCGUAUCGUAAUUUAGGGUUUGUUUUGCGACAAGCGAAUCAUUUCACAAAUAUUAGAGCUUUAAGAGUAUUGUAUGAGGCUCUUGUCAAGAGCCACUUAGAAUGCAAUGCAGUCGUUUGGUCUCCGCAUGAAAGCAAGUAUAAAUUGAUGUUGGAGCGUACGCAAAACAAAUUCCUCCGGUUUUUAUAUUUGAAGCAGUAUGGCGUUUAUCCAGGAUACCCAUUUUUAUAUCCUACUUUAUUUUUUGUUCUGGGUAUGGUAGGUUAUUUCAAACUGGAAGUAAGACGGGAAUUAGCACUAUCUGCCUACCUGUUAAAAAUUAUUCGCGGUCAUAUACAUAACCCUGCAAUUCUAGAAGAGGUAAAAUUGUGUGUUCCUGAGGAAUACGUAGGUAGGAGGCGGAGGCCACCUCAAUUCUCGGUGCCGCGCGCGCGCACCAACCUGCUGCAGCUCGCGCCGCUCACGCGGGCGCUGCGCACGCUCAACACGGUCGCUGAACGAGUUGAUGUAUUUUCCUGCUCACUGACUGAAUUCACAAGGGCUACUUUAUGUGUGUUAUGUGAUUAUGAUUAG
Messenger RNA from Spodoptera frugiperda (fall armyworm), 876 nucleotides. RefSeq lists its product as uncharacterized. NCBI's taxonomy places the organism in Eukaryota, Metazoa, Arthropoda, Insecta, Lepidoptera, Noctuidae. The transcript has a single exon. The record is from RefSeq and is a predicted model, not a curated record. The coding region runs from base 1 to 876 and encodes 291 amino acids.